Messenger RNA from Ictalurus furcatus (blue catfish), 3080 nucleotides. It is a transcript of the gene coq8aa, whose product is annotated as coenzyme Q8A, genome duplicate a. Gene Ontology annotation, cellular component: extrinsic component of mitochondrial inner membrane. The transcript has 16 exons. Gene Ontology annotation, biological process: ubiquinone biosynthetic process. Lineage: Eukaryota; Metazoa; Chordata; Actinopteri; Siluriformes; Ictaluridae. The record is from RefSeq and is a predicted model, not a curated record. The coding region runs from base 182 to 2041 and encodes 619 amino acids. Gene Ontology annotation, molecular function: kinase activity.
CAAACACAAGGGUAGGAAGGCAGUGUGCUGUGGGAAAGUGCUUGUGUACAACUCGUGGAGAGAUUUUCUAUGGGGCUGAAGUCAGGUGACUGUGAUGGGCCUGUAGAAUCUUCCAGGACUUCUUCUGCAACCAAGCCUUGGUGGAAUUUGAGAUUGACUCUCCUAGGAGUGAGGCAGUGCCAUGGCGAGCGACAUAGUCCUGCUAAUGAAGGGUCUGGCCAAGCUGAGCCAGGCAGUGCUCGAGACCCAGGCGAGUGCCUUGAAGAGUGGAGGAGCCGUGACACAAAGCAUGAAAAUGACAGCAGAGCAGGCCAUGAGUGUGGCCAUGCAUAAAAUACAGGAAUUCACCGGCCAGCAGCAAAGUGUGACUGACUUCAGCACAGGCAUGGAUGAUAAGUAUGAUUUUUCCAGUGAGGAGGGCUACAGUGAGGGCGUGACGCAGAUGGAGCAAUCUGAUAACACAUUCACGGAUGACAGUGUGGAUGGUGCUAGAACAUCCUACCACUCAGUAGGCAAAUCAAAUGUUUUUGAACACUUUAAGGAUCCUACGAAGCAGUUCACAGGGACUCGCUCGUAUCACCAGGAUCAUUCGUCUGUAGGUGGGCUCACGGCCAAAGACAUCAACAAAGCCAGGGAGGCCAAGCAGAGCAUCAGCAAACCCCAUAAACAAAUGCUGAGCGAGAGAGCAAGGGAGCAAAAGGUUCCUGUGACACGGCUGGGAAGAUUGGCAAAUUUUGGAGGUCUUGCAGUGGGUCUAGGCAUUGGAGCAUUGGCUGAGGUGGCCAAGAAAAGCCUGCGUCCAGAAGAAAAGAAUGGAGACAAAAAGGCUGUUUUAGACUCCAGCCCAUUCCUGUCUGAGGCCAAUGCAGAGCGUAUUGUCAGGACACUGUGUAAAGUGCGUGGAGCGGCACUCAAACUGGGACAGAUGCUUAGCAUUCAGGACGAUGCUUUCAUCAAUCCUCACCUAUCGAAGAUCUUUGAGCGGGUCCGUCAGAGUGCAGACUUCAUGCCCAUCAAGCAGAUGAUGAAAGCUCUGAAUAAUGACCUGGGCCCAAACUGGAGGGACAAACUGGAGAUGUUCGAGGAGAGACCCUUCGCCGCUGCCUCCAUCGGGCAAGUGCAUCUGGCCAGAAUGAAGGAUGGCCGAGAAGUAGCUAUGAAGAUCCAGUACCCCGGAGUCGCACAGAGCAUCAACAGUGACGUGAACAACCUGAUGACUGUCCUUAGCAUGAGCAACGCCCUGCCUGAAGGUCUGUUUCCAGAGCACUUGAUGGAUGUGAUGCAGCGAGAGCUGGUCCUGGAGUGUGAUUAUCUCCGGGAGGCCGAGUGUGCCCGCAAAUUCAAGAAGCUCUUGAAAGAUCAUCCCUUCUUCUAUGUGCCUGAGGUGAUUGAUGAGCUGAGCAGCCGGCAUGUUCUCACCACUGAGAUGGCGCAAGGCUUCCCGCUUGAUCAGGCUGAGGGACUCUCGCAGGAGCUCAAAAAUGAGAUUUGUAAGAACAUUCUGGUUCUCUGCCUGAGAGAGCUGUUUGAAUUUCAGUACAUGCAAACAGACCCCAACUGGUCCAACUUUUUGUAUGACCCACAAACCCACAAGUUGGCAUUGUUGGACUUUGGUGCAACUCGAGGCUUCGAUCAGAGUUUCACAGACUUCUAUAUAGAGAUCAUUAAGGCAGCUGCAGAAGGGGACAGAGAAGGAGUCCUAAAGCACUCAGUAGAUAUGAAGUUUCUCACUGGAUUCGAGUCUAAGGCAAUGGAGAAAGCUCAUGUGGAUGCAGUGAUGAUCCUGGGAGAGGCAUUUGCCUUGGACGAGCUGUUCGAUUUCGGUGCUCAGAGCACUACAGAGCGCAUCCACAGUCUGAUCCCAGUCAUGCUGAGGCAACGGCUCACGCCUCCUCCUGAGGAAACCUACUCGCUUCACCGCAAGAUGGGUGGCUCCUUCCUUAUCUGUUCACGCCUAAAUGCCAAGCUGAACUGCAAAGACAUGUUCGAACAGGCUUACAGCAACUACUGGAGCAAGCGGAAGAAGGCAUCCAGCCAGUGAUUGACUGCAUGUAGCCAAUCAUAGGCCAUCAUGUCAUGAGUUUGGGCAGGCCAGUGACGCAGCUCAGUAACAAAUAUAAACAGAUUUUUUAACACUAUUUAGGCUCGCCCUACCUGCUGAGCCUGAAUCAUAGAUUGAGUUUAUUCUGUUUUAGGGUGUACGUUAUCCAAGAUUAUGUGGCUUGUCUUCUUUUGACAGCAUUUCUAGGUUGUCAUUCAGGUGGAUAUUGCGUGACUAUGUGUAAUGUGACUAUGCAAUAGUAUAACCAUGUGAAGUGGUUGCUUCGAAUGAUAUGGAUAUUUUACUGUAAAAGAGAAUACAGUAAGUGGAGAAAGUUGUAUAUUUGAUAACUAUACCAGCAGGUUGUGUAUCUUAUUUGCUGAAUCACUUUUGUGUUUUUGGAGCUUAUCUCCAGACCAUGCAUAUGCAUAUAAGUUUGUUUAAGAUUCAAUUUUUUUUUUCUUAAAUGUGUGAUUCUUGCACAAAGAUAAAGUCAGGACCAGGCCAAGGCUCUACAGAGGGGAAACAAUGGACUAUUCAUGGUUAUUAACAAUCCUUUAUGUGUUACAAUAUCCUCCAUGCGGACAGAUUUGGCCAGUAGUUUAAUGUCAAAAAUCUAUUUUUGUACCCUUAAAAACUUGCAAGUGUUUAUCUUCUGAGAAUUUUGCAAUGAUUUAAUAUUUUUGAAAUAUUAAUCGAUAAUGCUAUUUGGUGCAGUGAUCUACAGUGUCAGUAUCUGUAUUAUGAGACAUAACCCAGAUUUUCAUUAACUAAAAACACCAUUACUGAAAAUCCUGUAUCUAAAUUUAACUGUUUUUCCUUUUAAUAUCCUGAUUCGUUUAUAAAUGACAAAUUAUUGUGACUCAAAUUUUUGAUGUAUGAUUAUAUGUGGUAAAUAACGUGCCUAUAAUGUGGAGAAUUAUUCAGUUUUUAGCAUAAACUAAACUUUGUGGGCAAUCAGUUUUUAAUAUGAUUUCAGUGGUAUUCAUUAAAAAUAAUCUUGUGAUAAACUUUAAUAUAUCGCAAGGAAAUAUUCUGA